Molecule: messenger RNA, 2777 nt
Organism: Osmia bicornis bicornis
Lineage: Eukaryota; Metazoa; Arthropoda; Insecta; Hymenoptera; Megachilidae
Product: zinc finger CCCH domain-containing protein 10-like
Exons: 4
Coding region: 195-1508 (437 amino acids)
Molecular function (GO): metal ion binding
Source: RefSeq, a predicted model, not a curated record
UGCAUCUUAUAUUUAUUAACUUUUAUCAAAAUGGUUGAAUUUAAAUAGAAUUCUAAUACAAAAAUAUAGAAGUGGUGUAUUUCAAGAUUUCAUAGUUGUAUCACUUUUAGUAUCCAAUGUCACGCACGUGUAACGUGCGAAUAAUAAGGAUCGAUUAAGAAUUACUUACGAGGUAUGAGCGCAAUGUAUCAUCGAUGAAGAAGCUGAAAAAUAAGUCGGAUAGCGUGAGAGGCGGGCAACCGAGCAAGACAGGAGCAGUUGCAGUUGCAGUUGCAGGUGCAGGUGCGCCAAAUGCAAACGGAGAUGCAUCGCCAACCCGUGUCUGCAGAGAUUUUCUACGAAACGUAUGCCAUAGGGGGAAACGUUGCAAAUAUUUGCACGAACGUUCCGAGGACGAUCCCGUAGAGGAGUAUACGUUUUGUCAUGAUUUUCAAAAUGGUAUGUGCAAUUGGCCCGGUUGCAAAUUCCUUCAUUGCACAGAAGGCGAAGAGAAAAGAUUCAGGGCGACUGGAGAGCUGCCUGCUCAUAUAAUGACCAGGCUGAAAAAUAACAAUGAGAAAUCGGAAUAUCCUAUGUGCAAAGAUUUUAUUAAAGGUAGCUGUCAAAGGACGAGCUGCAAGUAUAGACAUUGGAAAAACGAUGAACAACAGCAUAAUUUAAUUACAGCUUCUCAUCAUACUGUGUCUAGGCCACAGCAUAAUUUUAAUGGUACUAGUAACGGUGAGAACCGCAGAUACGAAGAGGAUAGAAAUUUUCACUGGCAAAUGGACGAUCAACAUAACUUAGUGACAAACAAUGGUUACAAUGCAUCGUCGCAUCCACCUGAUUACAUAGGACCUCCUGAACCAAAAAGGCGAAUAGUUUCUGGCGAAACUGUUGUUCAUUUUGAAGCCUCGCCCCUUGUAGGACAGCAUGCCCCGCAACCAGUCACUCCAGGUUACUAUUAUCCGAUUAUACCGCGCAACGAGGCUAGAGCAAUCGUUUUGGAAGAUGAAAAUGUAUUAUUAAGGAAGAAAAUAGAAGAGUUGAAAAAGCAAGUUAGCGAUUUAACAGCGACUAACGAGUUUCUUUUGGAUCAAAAUGCUCAGUUAAGAAUGUCUGGAAAACGAACUGCAAAUGUAACUGCUGUUACAGUGCCUGCAGUUACUAUUACAAAUACCGUUCCACCGUCGCAAGCUCCGACUCCUCAGCAAAUGGUUAAUGCAGCAGUAGCUGCUGGUACUCUCCGUACAGUUACUGCAAGCGUUGCGACUGUACCUGUAAGUAUAGCCACAGUCGCACCUGUUUCUAUUGCAGCGGUCUCAAUGGCACCGGUAUCUAUACCUCCACCCAUCGUUACGAUGGCUCAACAAACGAUUACAAUGAGCGGUUCAGGUCCACAGGCAACUAAUCAACAACCACCUAAUACGCAACAACCUGCCAGUUUACCUUUAUCAAUAUCUGGUGCCACUGCGCCGUUAGUUUCUUACCCGAUUAUGACUCAAGAACUUAGGCCCGUGUUGCAGUAAAUGAGAAAGAAACAUCUAAUUAAAUAAUGAAGAAAAAAAGCUCAAGUACAUAAAGAGAUGUUCUGUGCAUCCAGUCUUUCAAACUAAUACCGUUUUAUUUGUAUUGUUUCUUUAAAUAUGAAUGGUGAAUAGAAAUAAUGCAGAGCAUAUAAAUAAAUAAAUACAAGAAAAUUAUAUUCUUUAGAGAAAUACAAUGUUGAAAGUAUUCAAUGAAUAACACAACAUCCUAGGUCUUUAAGUAGGAAUUCAUAGAAAUUAUCGUGUCUCUUAUUGAAAUCACUCAAAAGUAAUAUGUACUUUUGUUCCCGUUUUCACUGAUUUGCCUUGUAAAAAGAUAAUUUUUCAUUACAUUAACAUAUUGUACGCAGCACGAUACAUGUCCAAAUUAUGUAUAAAAGACUAAUAAGGAUGUAUCGAUCCAAAGUCAUGUAAGGUGGUUAAAGAUGAUAUUCUCCUAUUCCUUUUGAAAUAUCCUGCUGAUAUAAAGGAGAUGAAAAAUUUUGUAGGUAAAUUUUUGUAUUAUUAAAAAAAGAUAAUAGAUACGACUAAAAAUUGACGUCGUAAAUGAACUUAGAUAAGAAUCGACUCUUUUAGGCUAACAUAUUAAGAUAAGUACAAAAUAGAAUGAAUUCUGAUAAAAGUUAAGGUUUACCGCUGCUUUGAAGAUAGCAGUAAAUCUUGCGACUGUUCUGUACGCGAUGCUGUAAAUAGUAUUCUCUGUUGCUUUCAUAUUUUGCAAAAACAAUUUUUAUACUUACAUUUUUUAAUAGAUAAGUUAAUUAGUCUUAUAAAAUAAUGUUACUUUAAUAAAUUAAGUACUUGUCGUGGUCUUUUGAGUUUUUACAAUUUACUUAAGUAAACGGCUGUGGGUUCAGCUGGUGGAAAAUAUAAACAAUGAAUUUAAACCUGACCCAUAAAUGAAAAAGCAGGUACACAAACUUAUGCGCAUAUUUGCUGUAUGUACAUAUUUUAUGCAAUUAGUAUAAGAAAUUGAGCAAUAAGUACUCGUGUAUUUUAUAUAUGCAUACAAAUGUAUAAUCUUUUACUUAUAACUUUAUGUUAAUAAGCGUACAUAUUAAAAAUACUUGCCAAUUUGGUAAAUAAGUUGAUUCAUAAGUAUGAUAAAUGCAUUAUUGAAACCAAAACAUAGUCUGACACCAAUAUUUAUAAUCAUUUGUACAUGAAAAAUUGUUAUGCUGUAAUUGAUAAAGGUCGAAAAUUUUUGUUUCUUAUCCAGUAUACACCUGCUAAUAAAACAGUACAACAAAA